Messenger RNA from Cheilinus undulatus (humphead wrasse), 4448 nucleotides. It is a transcript of the gene ncapd3, whose product is annotated as non-SMC condensin II complex, subunit D3. Bases 59 to 4294 code for a protein of 1411 amino acids. Gene Ontology annotation, molecular function: histone binding. The transcript is spliced from 35 exons. Gene Ontology annotation, cellular component: condensin complex; condensed chromosome, centromeric region. Lineage: Eukaryota; Metazoa; Chordata; Actinopteri; Labriformes; Labridae. The record is from RefSeq and is a predicted model, not a curated record. Gene Ontology annotation, biological process: mitotic chromosome condensation; meiotic chromosome condensation.
UGCGCACAGGAGCGAUCUGUUUUUCCGGGCGGGCUGAUUCAAAAUACAACCACGCAAAAUGGAUUUGCUCUCAGCGCUGCAGUUUCUGAGGUUAAAUGAAAUUCCACGAGCCUGGGUGGAUGAAGUGUGGGACUUGGAGUUCACAGAGAGAAAACAACUUGAUGACACCAUCGGAGAGGAACUUGUAGUGAUUGGAGAAAAGGACUUCAGAAACCUUUACGGCUGUUUACUGGCUCAUGCUGCUGACCAGCAACAGUCUGCAGGAAGAGAUGGAGCCUCACAGAGUGUCUGGGCAACUCUGGGAGAGAAUGGAGUGUCAGUCAAAUCUUUGGUGGCUGUUCUGUCUCUCUUUGUCCUGGCGGGGAAAGUGAAGGCAGCCAAUGUUCAGCAGAGAGUGAGCGGUCUGCAUGCUGCCUCCCUCUACCUACUGCUGCUGGGAAUCCCAGGGAGCAUCGCCAACAAGGUUUUCCAUGAGGUUUUAUUUGACACUUGCUCAGACCUUACCUCUCACUGCUGGCCUCAGGACUCUGGAAAGAAGCGCAAGAAAGAUGGCCUGAAGAGCUCCCAGGCAGAAGGCAAACGCUCCAAACCAACAAGAAAAGACACUACAGAGAUGGAAGUGGACGAAGCAGAAGAAGAGGAGGAGGGAGAGGAGCUUCACUUCUCUAGCCAGGACUUGAUGAAGAUCAGAAAUGCUGUGGUUAACUUGGUUCAAAGCCUCCUCAGACUCCUGCAGACUUUUCCUCUCAAAGACCGACCACAGAGCGCCAGUAACUGCUCACAGAUCUUCAGUAAACUGCUCUCCUUUGAGCCGGUUGUUGGAGAGCCAGCCUUUGCUGCUGCACAAGAUAUCACCAAACUGAGGAGCGUUCCUGAGAUGGCUUUCUAUGGCCUACAGCUGCUCUGCUCCCCAAAACACGGAGACCAGAAAGAAUCACUCCGGAGGGUUUUCCACCGACUCCUCUAUGUUAUCUUGAUGAUGAAUAAAGGCAACAGAGGAAAGCCAUCUCUCCUCAUACCCAGCCAGGCUGUCCUCUCCACCCGCAACCAGGCCAUCAGUUUUGUUUGUCAUCUUGUGGAGGAGCUGAAAGAACUGGCACUGCCUUUCCUGCAAAUCCUUCUGCAGCAUAUCUGCUAUCAGAUGGUGGAGAAGAGCGAGUAUCGAAGCCAUGGCGCCCAGGCCGUGGGUAUGUUGACGUCUCAGAUGGCGAGUCAUGACUUCGCCUGCUUCGUCAAGUGGCUCUAUAACUUCUCCAAACAGUCAAAGAUGGUGCACCGGCUUUUCUCUGUGGAUGUGGUGAUGGUUUUGCUGGAGCAGCCAGAAAGGAGCUCUGAGGAUUGCCAGGAUCCAGAGCUUGCUUACUAUCUACCGCAAAAGUUCCUAAUCCAGAAUCUGCUUUUCGAUCGACGAAUGGACGAGUCACCCACUGUCCAAGGCCACGCUCUCGCCUGCCUGGCCCAGUGUUUGGAGCUGCCUUCGCUCAAUGUCACCAGGGCCGUCCACAACCUUUUCUCUGCCACUGGAACACAGACCGUGUUGGAAAGUGAAAUCACAGAAGAGAGUCACAGCUCACAGCAGACUCAGAAGACCUACCGCAGUCUACCGUUCAGGACCGUGGAAAUCACCACUACCGACAACUCCACCAGUGACGCAGCCAAAGAAAACCUGGCUCUUCUCCUUCGGCGUGUAAAAGACUCAAAGACCAAUGUGAGGAAAUCUGCCCUGCAGGCUCUCGUUGGUCUCCUGAAACACGGUGUAAUCCCUGCCAGCUGGGAGAACUUAUCUACGCUAUCAGAACGCUGCAGAGACCCGGCAGUAUCUGUGAAGAAGAAGGCGCUGCAGUGCUUGGGAGAUCUGCUCUCUGCUAAACCUGGGUGCAGUGUGGUGCAGAAGGCGUGGCUGCAGGGUGUGGUGCCUGCAGCGGUGGACUCGGAGAACUCGGUGCAGGAAAAGGCCCUUGAGGCUCUGGAUCAGGUGCUGCUCAACCAGGUGAAACCUUUCUCUGCCAGCUGUUACAUGGACACCAAUCAGAAGCUGACCUGGGCUCUGUUAGACCUGCUGUGCCACGAAUGCCAGAACCUCAGCCGAUAUUUCAGCAGGGCCUUCACCAUCUGGUCCAAACAGAACAAGUUCACUCCAAAAUUCAUUGCUAACUUGAUCUCUCACACGGAGGCUGAUCACGCCGCCGGGGCCUGGCUGCUGCUCUCUAAGGUUGUUUCUUCAUCCUCCAAACUUCCCUUUGAAAAGAUCCUGGAUGCCUGGGACAGCAUGGUCAGUUCACGAGACGUACCGGUGACGACAUGCUGUCACAUCCUGUCUGUGAUGGGAGACAUCGCUGCACAUUUGAAUGAGGACACCAAAGACAGGAUAAUUAGUGAUCUGAUGUCUUUGUUAAAGACCUUCACUUUGUCUCUGGAGGUGAUCAGUGCAGCUGUAGAGACUCUUUAUCAGUUUGGAUGCAGUGAAGAUGUCAAACAGACCCAGGCUUUUUUGAAUCAGCACUGUGGAGAGCUGGUGUCAGUUUGUGAAUCGUAUCUUGCCGGCAUCAUCCUGAGUGAACACGGAAGCCAGAACCUCAAUGAAGAUCUCAUGAUAAAACACCUCCACACUCUGGGGGUGGCAUCACUCCACUGUCCCUCCAAGGUUGGAAAAAGGACGGUGCUGGUUGUUGAAUCAGUCCUCACAACGCAGUCAGAGAGAGUGGCAGAGCUACAAGAGGAGGUGCCAGCCUCACAGCCUCUGUCUCAGUUCAGAGCAAACUCUUUGCCCACCAGAGUCCGAGCGCAUGGAGUCAUCACUUUAGGUAAACUGUGUCUGCAGCAUGAGGAGCUGGUCCAGAAGUACCUACCGGUGUUUGCCAGAGAGCUGGAGGUUGGGACAGAGGUCGCUGUGCGCAACAAUGUGGUGGUGAUCAUGUGUGAUCUGUGUGUACGAUACACAAACAUCGUGGAUCACUACAUCCCAAACAUUUCCACUUGUCUGAAAGACAACGAAGCCGUCAUCAGGGAGCAGACCCUCAUCAUGCUGACCAACCUGCUCCAGGAGGAGUUUGUGAAAUGGAAAGGCUCCCUCUUCUUUCGCCUCGUGGUGGCUUUGGUUGACCCUGUCCCCUCCAUCGCCAGCCUGUGUGAAUACUGCCUGCUCCAUCUGCUGCUGAAGAAGAACCCAGAAAUGUUCAGUCAACAUUUCAUAGAGUGCAUCUUCCACUUCAACUCCUACGACAAACACAAGUCCUACAACAAGUUUCCUCAAAGUGAGAGAGAAAAGGUUAAGUUCUCUCUGAAAGGGUCACAGCACCAGGAGAAGCGGUUCAGGAUUUAUCGCUUCCUGCUGGAGAAUUUCACAGAUGCCCAACGCUUCAACAUCAUCAACAAAAUCAACCAGUCUAUCCUGGCUUGCUUUGCAGACGAGGAACUGCCACUGGAUCCAGAGGGAGCAGAAAUUCUGUCAGAGACCUUCAACAUCAUGAGUCUGAAGGAGAUGAAGCUUCAGGCUGUUUCUAUGCCAGCGGGGGGCGCUACAGAGGAGGAACCAGAGGAGCAGAACAUGGCCAACAUGGCUAAGGCUGUCCUGCAGGCUGCACAGAGGAAGGUGGUUUCACAGGUCCAGAAGAAGGCCUUCAUAGAGAACACUGUUCCUCUCAUUAUCAGUCUGAAGAGCCUGCUGGAACAAAAACGCUCUCCAGUCCUCAGAGACCUCAUGGCUUACCUCCAGGUGACAAUGCAGGACUACCGUAAUGAGGUAAAGGAGUUUUUCUCUGGUGAUGAGCAGUUGGCAGUGGAGGUGGAGUUUGCUUUAAAGACAGCAGAGAGGGAGAGAGAGAUGGAGCAACAAAUGGAGAACUGUAGCCUGGCAGCAGACGCCAUAACUCCCUCUGCACAGAUUUCAGCCAACGGCUCUCCAGCCAGGUCUAGACCCCUCCUCCCACUGAACUUUGCCACACCACAGCCUCCACGCCCAAGCAUCCUGUCUGCUCGACUGGCCCACACUGACAGACGUGUGAACAGAGCCAGGCAGGAGGAUGGUGUCAGUCAGUCAAAGUCGAUCACUCUGGAGAGAACAGUGAUGCCUAAAGGAGCGGUGAAAGACAGAGCUAUCAGCACACCUAAAGGCGUUAACGUCAACUUAACAUUUGACGAAGGACUGAGUGCAAUCUUCAGUGACCGAGGAGCAAGUCUUGUUGGAGAAACCAGUGUUCUACAUGUGAGGUCAAAUGAGGAGCAAGCUCCUGGACCGAGGCAGUGGAACGUGCAGUCUCCUCUCCGUCAGAAGAGACGACGGUCUAAAUCCUAGAUGACUUUCAUUUAGUUUGAUUCAGGGCAAAGCUAGUCCUCAGUUCUGUUUCUAUCCAUAUAUUUUCCGUUGGGGUUUCCUUUUCUUCGUCUCUGAUGUGUUUGUGUCCCUGGUUGUCUUUGGCCUAAGUAAUAAACUAUACAUGUUUAUAAGG